This is a messenger RNA of Poeciliopsis prolifica (blackstripe livebearer), 3663 nucleotides long. Its product is annotated as inter-alpha-trypsin inhibitor heavy chain H3-like. The record is from RefSeq and is a predicted model, not a curated record. Lineage: Eukaryota; Metazoa; Chordata; Actinopteri; Cyprinodontiformes; Poeciliidae. The transcript is spliced from 20 exons. The coding region runs from base 87 to 2888 and encodes 933 amino acids.
GAUUUUAAGACGUGCACACACAAGAACUCACUUUGAGUUUAUCGGAAGGAUUCAGCUGGUUCUGUUUGAAUCUGCUCCGAGACACUAUGGGGAGCGACGUGGAGCAGCUCGUCCUCUUUGGGUUUCUGCUAGCUUUGGCUGCUGCACAACCAACGAAGGAUGACUGGGACAUUUACAGCUUUCACAUCAACUCCACUGUUAGCAGUCGAUAUGCCACCACUGUAAUCACCAGCCGUGUGGCCAACCGUUUGAACGAAUCAAAAGAAAUUGCCUUUCAUGUUGAGAUUCCCAAGAAUGCCUUCAUUAGUAAAUUCAGGAUGAUGAUGGAUGAGGAAGUGUUUGAUGGAGUUGUGAAAUCUAAGGAACGAGCUCAGCAGCAGUACAACCAGGCUGUGCGUCUUGGACAAAGUGCUGGGAUCGUCAGCUCUGUUGGGAGAACCAUGGAGGAAUUUAAAACCUCUGUAACUGUGGCGGCCCACAAAAAGGUCACCUUUGAACUCACCUAUGAGGAGCUGCUGAAGCGAACCCACGGCAAAUACGAGCUGCAGAUCCACGCUCGACCCAUGAAGCUUGUCAAAGACUUCAAGGUGGACGUGCAUAUUCAUGAGAAAGCAGGGAUCAGUUUCAUUGAUGUGAAAGGAGGACUGAGCACCCUGGCUAAUGCUAUCACCAAAACACAUGCAGACAAACAGGCGUCGGUGUUCUUCCAUCCAACUGUGGAACAACAGGAAACUUGUGAGAGGUGUGGAAAACAAGGUUUGAAUGGAGAUCUGGUCAUUGUUUAUGACGUCAACCAAGACAGCGGACUGGGAGACAUCAAGAUUUCAGACGGUUACUUUGUCCAUCACUUUGCUCCGUCUAACCUUCCCCGAAUACCAAAAAAUGUCGUCUUUGUUAUCGACAGAAGUAGCUCAAUGCAUGGCAGAAAAAUAGAACAGACCCGAACGGCUUUGAUCCACAUUUUAAAUGACCUGGCAGAAGGCGACUUCUUUGGUAUCAUCAGUUUUGAUGAUGCCAUAUUUCACUGGAAUAGAGAACUUGUUCCAGCCACUGCUUCAAAUGUGGAGAGGGCUAAGGAGUUUGCACGGAAUAUUUUUGAAAGAGGAGCUACAAACAUCAAUGAAGCAGUGUUGGAAGGAGCUCGCAUGCUGAAUGAACAAAGGAGGGAAGGCUCAGCUUCCAUCCUGAUAUUUCUCACAGAUGGAGACCCUACAGCAGGAGAAACUAACUUAGAAAAAAUACAGUCAAAUGUCAGAGAAGCUAUUGCAGAAAAGUUUCCUCUCUACUGCCUUGGUUUUGGCUCUGAUGUCAAUUUUGAGUUUUUGGAGAAAAUGUCGCUGCAGAACAAUGGUGUGGCAAGACGGAUUUAUGAAGACUCUGAUGCCGAUUUACAGCUCAAGGGUUUCUAUGAAGAAGUGGCCACUCCUUUGUUAACAGACGUGACAAUGAUCUAUGUGGGUGGGUCCAAUCUAACCCAGACAAAUUUCAGUCGGUAUUACAACGGUUCUGAGAUUGUUGUAGCCGGUGAGGUCACCGACAACAACAUUGAAACCUUCACUCCGCAAGUCGUGGCUUACUCAACCAACAGAAGAGUGACAUUUUCUAAGACAAGUAGUUCUACGGAUCGUCCCAGUGAAACAGUGAGUGAAAACCUUCUGCAGAGGGUUUGGGCCUACCUCACGGUGAAACAGCUUCUGGACAGACAGCUGCUGUUAUUGGGACCUGAGAAAGAGAAAGUGAAUAAAGAGGCGUUGGAGUUGUCCCUGAAGUACAGCUUUGUUACCCCGCUCACAUCCAUGGUGGUCACCAAGCCUCAGGGGGAGGAGUCCGUCCUCAGCAAACCCAAAGAGGGUGAGACACCACAGCUCGAAGGAGCUGCGGCAUCUGUUUCCAGAUUUUCUCAUGUUCCUGGUUCUGCUGGUUUUGGUGCUCCACCUCCUCUUGGUUUUGGUCCUCCAGUUUUUGCUGGUUUUCGUCCUCCACCUCCUCCUGGUUUUAGUUGUCGAGGUUCUGCUGGUUUUCGUCCUCCACCUCCUCCUGGUUUUGGUCGUCCAGGUUCUGCUGGUUUUCAUCCUCCACCUCCUCCUGGUUUUGGAGGACUAGCUCUUCCUGGAGAAGCAGGAAGAAUUGGAGAACCAGAUCUUCCUGGUUUUGGUCCUCCAGGUUCUGCUGGUUUUGGUCCUCCAGGUUCUGCUGGUUUUGGUCCUCCAGGUCCUCCUGGUUUUGGUCCUUCAGGUCCUUCAGGUCCUUCAGGUCCUUCAGGUCCUUCAGGUCCUUCUGGUCCUUCUGCCCAUGUCAGACACCGAUUCCUGAUCAAAAAUGAGAAUCACUCUGCCGCCCUUUGCUUUGAAUUGCGUGGAUCUCAUGUUCUUAAACUUUUUCAUCAUCCCAGCAAGAGGAUAUACAUAAAUGGCGAGCUUAAUCCAGUGACAAAUGGGGGCUUCAAAAAAAUGUUCAUCCAAAUUCAAAACCAUUAUUUGGACAUCGACCCCGAGGGAGUCAGGGUCCUGAAUGGAACGACUAUGACCCGGCUCACUGGACAGAAUCUCAUCCAAGAUGGAAGUUUUACAGUGACUGUUCGAGGUCAAGAAACAGAUGUUUUAGCAGAAGACUUGCACAUCGUUGUCUUAGUUCAUCAGAGGGACGGCAACAAAUUCCUUUGGCCUGUUUUAAAAAAGAGACCGUCUGCCAGCAACAUUGAUGGGAUUCUAGCUUCGAUACCAGCUAAUUUUACGGUAGUAUCACAACCACACCUACCAUUACUGAAGAUCCCAGGCAGAUUUGAUAGACAGGUGUUCAGUUCAUUAGCAACUGACUACAGUGUUCCCUCUCCUGUGACUGUGCAGUGCUGGUUCACAACGAUUCCUCCGGCUUUUUAUGUUAUAUAACCGUUCAAUGGAUGAAUUCAGUUCAGAUCAGCUUAUUUUGAUAAAUAAUGUCGAACAUUAUUUUAAAAAUAACCAAGAUGUGAAGCAAGAAGUACCAAAAACAUUACAGUCUUGUUUUUUUAUUGGUUAGACAGUGCAAUGAAGAAUAUUGAAUUUGUGUUAUUAUCGACCCCAUAAAUGACAAAAAGAAAUUUGAAAAUUUCUAAAACAUUACUAAAAUGUAAAGGCUGAUCGGGUCUGGUGGUGUGAGGUCUUGGGACAAUCGAACAGUAUGUUUUUUUCAAUAGUUUGAUAUCAUGUAAUUAUGUUUCAGCCUCUUAUUUUGAAGUAUGAAAGGAAGUAGUUCUUAAUUUGCUGUUUAAUGUUGAAAGACUUUUUACUAUUUGGCAAUCAGCACAUUUCAUUUAUUUAUUUGAAAUGAUUUGUAAAGAAAAACUAAAGUCAGAGAGAAAAGAUACAAGGAUUUGUUGGCACUGUGAGAUAAUGUGCCUGUUUAACCAAUAAAGAUGCUAAAAUUAGCUUCUGUUUCAAAGGUUCUUGAAUUUCUUAAAGGCUAUUUCUUUACAAGUCUUUAAUGCAUUUGAUAAUUGGUUCAACAUCUGUAAUUCUUACACAUGAAAAAUGAGACCUUGAUAAGCCAGAACAUAAAAACAUUUCACAGUUGAAGACACUUUUGCUCUGUGAUCUGUGUAUAUGUUGAUUUAUUUUUGGGGGGGCAUCACAAACACUUGAUAAUUUAAAGAGCAUGACAUCUGCCUUAUUAAAUUUGAAAAAU